Molecule: messenger RNA, 474 nt
Organism: Bipolaris victoriae FI3
Lineage: Eukaryota; Fungi; Ascomycota; Dothideomycetes; Pleosporales; Pleosporaceae
Exons: 2
Coding region: 1-474 (157 amino acids)
Source: RefSeq, a predicted model, not a curated record
AUGGCAUACACGGACCCCUUCAAAGUCAUAAAAGACAUUAGCAGCAUGCUUGAAAAGCCGCUUGGUCGACCCAUGAGCUCAGCUACAAGGUCUGAGAAGUCCGAUGUAGUUGAUAAGCACUUGGCAAACACACAAAAGAGAUUAGAAGACAAAAGUUCGACUUCCGUAUUGCUAGUGAAGGUAGUAGAAACUUUGAACAAGCACGACGAAAUGGAAGCUAUACGCAUGGUGGACGACCUGAGCUUGGUUUACUAUACAAUGGACUCCAUCAUUCAAGCCCAAAAGAAACAGAUCGAGGAAGCUAUGCAAGAGGUUGCCAUAGCAAAAGACGAGGUCGAGGAGGCGACCAAGCUGGUCCAGAAUACCAUCCAUGAAGCAGAAAAGAAGGAGGCGGAGAAAAAGGCGGCAGAGGAGCGUUGGCUGGACGAGGCAAGGGCCGCAUACGUAGCAAGGAGGCGCCCUAUCAAGAAGUAG